AUGAGUAGAAUUAGAGUGCUGGACAAUUUGAAGGAAAUGAUCCUGGACGUGUUAGAUUGGUACAAAUACGCAACGCUGAAGCAGCAGCACCUUACCAUGAUGUUUACAGGAGGAGUUCUAGGAUUGGUUACGGGCAGAAUUCAGCGAAAACGACGCAUAAAGGCUGGCGAAUUCAGUAAAGACUUUGAAAUUGUGGGCUAUAAUGUGAAAAAUGAAUCGGAGUUUGAAAGGAACUGGACAAAGUUGGCGAGACUGGCACAAAAACAGCCUGGAUACAAGUAUACGAAACUGUACAAGGCUGUGUAUAUGGACAAGUCGCCAGUCCAUUAUUUUAAGUUGAGGUUGUGGAGAAACAAAGAUGAUAUGAUUAAGUUCAGAAAUUCGCCUGAAUACCAGGAGCUUAGGAAAAAAAUCGACGAUAAUGCCACGGAGGUCCAGUUUGGAACUACGAGUGUAGUUUUGGACGACUCCAUUAGAAGGGAAAUACCUUACACGAAUUUUUAUAUUUGGUAG
Theileria orientalis strain Shintoku is the source of this 513-nucleotide messenger RNA. RefSeq lists its product as uncharacterized. NCBI's taxonomy places the organism in Eukaryota, Apicomplexa, Aconoidasida, Piroplasmida, Theileriidae. The transcript has 2 exons. Bases 1 to 513 code for a protein of 170 amino acids. The record is from RefSeq and is a predicted model, not a curated record.